AUGAGGAGAUGGACAACUAUGCAAUUCGUUCGACAUGGCUUUCAACAAGUUCCAACACAAUUAGCUGAUAUUCUUCUUCCAUCUGUUAACAAUACUACAACUACAAUUGCUGAUAAUGAUGAUGACAAUAAUAGUUUAGAAACAGCUGAUGAUAUACAGGAAAGACAUGAAUUAUAUCGUGAAUUAUACUACCUUAUUUUUACAAAAACAAAAAAAAAUGGGUUGUGUGAACGGUAG
Messenger RNA from Didymodactylos carnosus, 237 nucleotides. Lineage: Eukaryota; Metazoa; Rotifera; Eurotatoria; Philodinida; Philodinidae. The record is from the annotation of a GenBank genome assembly.